AGCAGCUCAUGCGGAACAUGAUGCCAUUCGGUAACACUCUUAUUUUAGUCCCGGCAAGCUCAGUCCCUGAGCUGAGAUAGAGGGACGAGUUGUAUUCACAAAUACUCUGUCAAGCCAAAGAGGCAAUGUACAGAUACCACUGGAGAAAAUAAGUGGAGAAUUUGUGGUGUACCAUUUAGACUGAGUGGAGAUUGUGGCUCACUGACAUACAGGAAUUUGAUAGAGAACAGCAGACGAUUGUUUUUUACUGAUAGCCUGCUUUUACCGUCUGUGUCAAGGAAAUUGGAACAGUAAAAAUCCAGGCUACGCUGCAAUGUCAGCUGGAAGGUAGCUUGUCUGGACCUUGCACCGAUUAUUUCUGUGAAGCGGAACACAGGUCAAGUGAGAUAGUAAGACGUGGAACGCAAUCAAAUGUCUUCACUUUUCACGUCCAUGUGAGCGACAAAAUGCAUUGUUUGUGAGUCAAGAGAUUACAAUGUGACGUGGCAGCCAUUAUACACCCAGGCUAUGCUAUGGUGAUGGACUAUGCCGGCAGAAGCACAAACAAUGCAGAUUAAACAGGAACUUGAGAUACAGGAGAGUCAUGAAAAGGGAGGUAACUCUCUCAUGGAGAAGGGGAAUGGAGAGAGCAAUGAUGAGGGGAAUGCGCCUAUUGUGAACCAAGUUGGCGUCGUUGAAACAGUUUCACCAGAUAAUUCAGGUAACAGCAGUCGUAUCAAUUCGCCAAAAGAAUUAAAAUCACCUGAUGUCGAUGCAGAGAAAUCCAAAGAAAUAUCAGCAUCGAUGAUUCAGCAGAAUGGAAGCGGGCAAAUUGUUCCAGGGACUCCAUUGGUGAUUCCACAGCCCUAUCUACACUUCCUGCAACAGACGAUGUUGCUGCAACAGCAUCAGCAGAUGUUGAAUGCUGUUGAUGUGACAGCAAGACUAGCAGAACAAGCGGACGAGGCGAACCAGUUGGGCGGGAUGGCGUUUCCCGAACGGGAGCGCCCCAGGGGGAAGAGCACGACAGAGACAGGGGAGACAACUGCAGAUACGGCAUCUGACGAUAGCAUGGAAUUUGAUGAUAACCUAUUUACUGAUGAAGAACUGGAAGAUAUGAUGAAGAAGAAAGGUGAUGGGAGAAUCCGACAUUCAGAAGGGAAAUCCAUGUUUGAUGCAGGUGGUCGCAACGUGAACCAAUAUGGCCGCGAAUUUACAAAUGGCCGUCCCCUGCCCGACCAUCUUCGCGUUCAGAUCCUUCAACUGGCACUGCAGGGGAUUCGUCCCUGCGAGAUAAGUCGCCAGUUGCAAGUGUCCCAUGGCUGUGUCAGCAAAAUUCUAAAUCGAUAUCGAAAGACCGGAAGCAUCAACCCUGGACAGAUUGGUGGCAGCAAACCCAAAGUGACAACGCCGGAUGUUGUGAGUCGAGUGCGCCAGUACAAGGCAGAGAACCCACAAAUGUUUGCCUGGGAAAUACGACAAAAACUGAUUGCUGAUGGGAUCUGUACCGAGAAAAACAUUCCUAGCAUUAGCUCCAUCAACCGCAUCAUCCGCGAUAAGGCCAUCCUCCACCGGCGAGGCUACGACAACUAUGAUGAUGGAGAUACGUCUCUCGGAGAAGACAUCUCGGUUGACACAGAGACCAUGCAGCGGCUGAUGGUCCAGAUGCCGGGUAUAGCCUCCACAAGCAGCUUCCCCCCGGCUGCCAUCACCUCAAAGGAUGUGAAGAGCGAGAGUCCAGGACGUCAGUCAGUCUCAACUUUCCUGUCACCAGAGAAGACCUGUUCUCCUACGACCUCCUUGACAGCCACAGACGACAGUCACCAAGGGGAGACAACUCCCAGAUCACAAGUCUCCCCUACCGUCGCCUCCGUUGCAUCUAGUAAUGGCCCCUCAGCAUCAAAUAUGUCUCAGAAGGUGAAAGAGGUGUCUCCAGAGAAGAACAAGGCAUGUUCAGAAACUCCACCAAGUGCAGUGGAAGAGGUAUCAGAAGCCCCAGACACAGCAGUCAAACCAGCAGAUGCUUCUCGAAGCGGAAAGGGCAAGCUGGAGAGCCAGCCAAGUCUUCAGGCCAUUAUCUCCAAACUUGCUCAAGUUCAGGCUGGGCUGGUGUCCAACAACAAGGAGGAAGUCAAGGAUGAGGAGACAUCUGUUGAGAAGAUCAAGGAGGAGAUAACAUCUGGAUCAGCAACUCCCAAUUCCUCAAGCCUAAGUCCUGCUAACAUUGCCGAAACUUUGAUGAGCUUGUCCCGAACCAGUGACCUGGCUGCUAUCUCUCCAGGUUCUGAUAUGUCUCCUUUAGCUGCUGCUGUCUCAAGUGCUGGAAUUGUUCCUCCAGCUUCUAGGCUCUCACCAAAGACAUCUCCCAGAAAGACUUCUGCAAGUCCAAAUGGACGUCCCAAAUCUCAUGAAAAGAAAUCUGAUCCUUCUCAUCCCAGUCGUCCGAACACCACCAGAACACCCACCCUGCCCCGAGUCCCAUCCAAUGGCACAAUGGUGAGUGCUUACUCUGCAGUUCAGUAUGACAAGUUCGGUUCAGUGCUUUAUGACUACAAUCUCCCUGACCGCGGUCUUGGAACGGGAGCAAUGGCAGCUCCAGUUACUCGCUUCCCGACAGUAUCACCACCUAAUGUGAUGAUGGGUUACUUUCCCUUCCCAGCAGCGGCAGCAGCUGCAGCUGCUGGCUGGCGAAUGCCUGGGACACCAACUGCAGUUGCAACAUCGAUUGAAAGUAUCCCAGGUGACGGCUCCGCAGGUGCUCCAUUAGAUUUAUCGGCAGCUCAUAAAGACUUGAGGUGUCCUGAAGUGUUGAAAACCAAAGAAAAGAAAGUAGAGAAAAUUAUGAAAGAAAAAGUAGCUGACAAAGUUAUCGAAAAGGUUGUGGAAAACUUGCCCGAAAAAGUUGUUGAUAAACCGAAAUCCUCAGAAAAAGUGAAAACUUUUGAAAAAGUCCCCGAAGAGGCCAGCCAGACCUCAAAACCCAAGUACGAGAAAAAUUUCCUCCUCUUUGGUGAUAAGGAGGUUGAAAUCAUAUCUGUUGCCAAGAAUCAGUGGAUUGUCCGAAAUGAAGCUGAACUUUACGCAAUUGCUAGGAGUAACGAAGCCAUGGAUGACGAAGGAGCUCGAAAUGUGCAGCGUGACAGUUCCUCUGAAGAACCUACAUCACCUACGUUGCAGCAUUUUAGUUUGAAAAGCGGUGUCGCUUCCGACACUCCCAACUUGCCACCCAUGAACUCUGGCCUGAAACGCCCACCAGACUCCUCAUCUGUAGAAGGGGCCUCGGGUCCCAAGGCCUCCAGACAGGCAGAGGCUACAGAACAAGGUGUCAGUGUAACAGUAUCUAGUGCUACGAUCGGUCAGCCAGAUUUGAGCUCCGCAUCAAACCCUUUACAGCCACAUGUGCCCAUUGGUCAGAUGGCCAACGGCAUGCUGGGAGUGUCAUGGCCACCUGGGAUGGUGGCGGGUUCAGGGGGAGAUGAGAGUGGUCACCUAGUCAGGAAUGAUACAGACACUAUGAAUGAGGGCGAUGACCCACAAACAUUGAAUAAGAAGUGCCCAGUUUUGCAGAAAAUGUUGAAAAAUGUCUGAAGUUGUGGCCCUGUGACCAUUUUCAGGAGUGUUAUAUUUUGUUUGACAAUCAUGGGGGGGGGGGGGGCUGAGGAGGGUAGUGGGUCAAUCCCAUGCUUCAGUUGAAACUGACAAUAUUCAUUGCAUUACAAACAUAUGUCAAAAUCUGAUUGAAAACUUGGCGAAACAUAACCCACGAGUACUAUUGACUUGAAAAAAGUGGAUAGAUAAAGCAAUGCUUGUCAAAAUGGCUUGGCGUAAUAUUAGAAAGGCACAAGGUGUCGAACUAGUUAGUCUGUGCAAAUUUACUUGUAAGCGAACUCAGAAAAUCCCCAUCUUGAAACUUAGCCUUUCUGGAAGAAAAAAAAGCAGUCAUUUCCAAAAUUGCUGACUAAGCAUAUUUUUGCAAGUAGAUAUGUUCUAUAUCUGCAACAAUUGCUUGUCAAAGGAAAAGAAACUCUUUUUAUCUAGAAUGUUGGUUGGCCCAGAAGGUGAAUCGCUUGCUGGAAGACUGGGUUUAUUCUCAGGGCUGCAAACCCUUCCUUGUCCAUCUGCAUGAUGGUAUUCCUACAGAAUUGCCAAAAUAGGCAUAGAAUCUAAGCUUUACCAUGAACGCAUGAAUUUUCUUGAGUAUGCUUACUGGUAUUCCUUGCUGAUUGACAGCAGAUGUAUUCACCUUCUAGGUGAAUAUUUGCAUAUCGUCAAGUGACUGUGUGAAGGUACAAAGUCAUUUGGCCAUGUAAAGGAAAGGUACACCAAACGUCAGGAUGCAUUUGAAAACUGACUAUAUAGAUAUGGCUGUGUUUAUAAAUCAAAAUAAAUCUUGACAAGAUUCCCUCCCAGUUCCCCGACGGAGGCAAUGAGACUGUAUUUUUAAACAGUGCGUUAGUGUUCAUUCAUUGUUGUAUAUUGUCAUUGGUCAUUUUUCCAUUGUCAACCAAAAUGUUUUCAAAACUUUGUCCCAGUGUUUCAAGGUAUGUAUUAAAUAUUGUUAGAGUUGUUUGUGGGUUGGAGAACCCAGAAUUAUGCCGUAAAUUUUAUGAUUAUUACAAAUAAAUUAUAUUUAUGACACUAACUCGAAACAGUAUUCCAUAAUGAUCGAAAGAAAGCCAAAUCUCAUUGAUUGCUGUCUGUGCUGUCAACUGUUGUUUAAGAAAUGAUGUUGGAUAUUAGUUGGGAUUCAGCUAUCGGUAUCUAGAUGUAGCACACGUUCAUAGAUUCACAAUAGCCAAACAGUCUUUUCCUUAAUACACUUUUGUAUUAUGGUAUCCAGAGCUACAAACUGAUAUUUAUAAACGUUUUAUUUGGAGCAUAUUUAACAUUGUGGUCUUUUGUAUAGAUAUGUUUGUGAGGUGUUCCAAUAUUUUAAAAAUGAGUCAAGACCACUAUAAAUUAAUUGUUAGAUUUUAGAAGAAAACAAUCAAAAUUGUGAGAGGGGAGGCAUUUAUCUUAUUCUAUUUCUUUUAAAACCUCACAUAUGUUAUGUAUGACAAGGAAUACAAUAUAUUUAAACAAGUAAUGAAAUGCACCAUGCAUAGUGAUUUUCUUUAUCUUGGGACAAUAAGAUGAUGUGGAGUUCAAAACCGAAAAUAUUUUCGGAUACCAACUUUCCAUUUUGUACCAUCAUAAUAUCAAUGUAGGUUCUCCUGUUACCUGGUAAUUUUUUGAUAGAAUCCCCUUUUUAGAGGGAGCCAUCUAUUUACGUGUCGUACAACAAUGAGUCCCAACUAAUACCAUACAGUCCUGUUGAAUCUUUUUGUUGUUGUAAGUAUUGUUAUUUUUUCAUAGAUUUUGAUGUCAAUUCACCAAAGACCUGUCUUAAUUCUUAAUGGCAAAUUGAAACAUAUCAAUAUUCCCCGUGAAACAGUUUUGAUAUCAUUUUCAUUGAAACUACACAAAAUGUAUAGCAAAAAGUACCAAAAAAAUCUGUUGAAUUAGAUUUGUACUAAUGUCUACAAAUUUCUGAAAAAGUAUUUUAAAUGCUGGUAUAUUUAUUCUGAAGAGUUUGUAAAUAUGAAUAUUCAGUGCUUACAAAGAAUUAAUAUAUCACGAAGACAAAAGUAACCAUAAACCUGGUUAAGGGGAGAUAACUGCAUUGAAAAGCUGAAGAUGUAUUUAUUAUUUAAUGUUUGUGCCAUAGUGCUAGAUGUUGAAGAAAAAGUUGAUAAAUUAAUUUUUCAACAAUUUGCAUGCUCCAAAUGUCCAAUCUAAACUUUAUUUUAUAUCACUGAAGGGUGUUGAAAUUUAAAAUCUGAAUUUUUGAAAAUUAUGAGUAUAAUCCUGUAUUUGUGAUAACAUAAGAGGUGAAUGAUUUUUGUGAAUUCUUGGUGAAGUGAAUUUGCCUGUAUUAACCAAGCAUGGUCACUAUUCAGAUGAAAUUUUAAUUCAACUGCUACAGUAAUUAAACCCACAACUUUUUUUCAUUUGAUAGACACUACAUAUCAUUUAUUCAACUUGCAUGGUUUCAUAUACAAUAUAUUGCACAUGUGGUGAUAGAGACUUAAAUGUUGCACAGAAUUUUGUACUUGCUCUGUGUGUAUGUAUUUAAUAGACGAUACCAAAGACUUUGUAGAUUGAAUUUUUUCAAUGUUUUUAAGACAAAAGAUGAAAUCUUGUGAUAUUUAUCUGUAGCUGAGAUAAGAUCUUAUUUUGUUCCUUUUCCCAUCUCUGCUCAUGUCAUGGCUCUUCCAAAUGCAAGUUCGCCCUAGCAACCACAGAUGUUUGUUUUUGUAUACAAGACGACAAUGUUUACAUGGUACCGUAGUCAAGGUAGUUAGCGCACAUCAGUUAAUAACCACGUCCUCUAAUCCAAGCAUCCCCACCUCACAUCCCUAA
Haliotis rufescens (red abalone) is the source of this 6381-nucleotide messenger RNA. RefSeq lists its product as uncharacterized. Lineage: Eukaryota; Metazoa; Mollusca; Gastropoda; Lepetellida; Haliotidae. Gene Ontology annotation, molecular function: RNA polymerase II cis-regulatory region sequence-specific DNA binding; DNA-binding transcription factor activity, RNA polymerase II-specific. The record is from RefSeq and is a predicted model, not a curated record. The transcript is spliced from 6 exons. The coding region runs from base 526 to 3567 and encodes 1013 amino acids. Gene Ontology annotation, biological process: anatomical structure development; regulation of transcription by RNA polymerase II.